Fusarium verticillioides 7600 is the source of this 1254-nucleotide messenger RNA. RefSeq names its product cytochrome P450 oxidoreductase. The record is from RefSeq and is a predicted model, not a curated record. Bases 1 to 1254 code for a protein of 417 amino acids. The transcript has 2 exons. NCBI's taxonomy places the organism in Eukaryota, Fungi, Ascomycota, Sordariomycetes, Hypocreales, Nectriaceae. Gene Ontology annotation, molecular function: iron ion binding; 2 iron, 2 sulfur cluster binding.
AUGUUCUCGAAACUCGGUUCGGUGCUGGCCAUGACCAAGCCAAAUGGAGACGCAAUUCUGUCCAGCAAGCCAGAUGCUCAGGAACCACGGGCCCUCCCCGCAUCAUGGUAUCGGCAGGAUGAAAUGUAUCAACUCGAACGCCGCGCCAUUUUCUCUAAGCGAUGGCUUCUUGCCACGCACAAAUUGCGUUUCACCAAGCCCGGAGACUUUCUCCGCUUCGAAGAGGCUGGCUACCCAUUCGUGCUGUGUUUGGACAAGGAUGGAGAGACCAUCAAUGGCUUUCACAACAUCUGCAGGCACAGAGCCUUUCCAAUCGUCACAGAAGGGGAGGGAAACGCCAAGAUCUUUUCUUGCAAAUAUCACGGCUGGUCAUACGGGAUAAACGGAAAACUUGCCAAGGCACCACGCUUCGACACUGUUCCAACAUUCAACAAGGAGAACCACAGCCUCUUUCCAGUUCAUGUGCACAUCGAUGCCAUUGGAUUCGUCUGGGUUAACCUGGAUGCGUCCCCGGAACCAGAAGUGAAAUGGUCUGACGACUUCGAGGGUGUUGAUUCGCAGGAACGGUUCAAAUACUUUGACUUUUCUGAAUAUCACUUUGAUCACGUCUGGGGCAUGCAGGGCAAUUACAACUGGAAAACGCUUGCUGAUAACUACAACGAAUGUUAUCAUUGCCAGGUUGCGCACCCAGAUGUCAAGGCUAUAACAGACUUGACCUUUUACUACACCGUCUCCAAGCCCGGCUACAUUCAGCAUUUCUCGCGACCCAAGAAGGGAACUGAGCAAGAUGAUAUCAAGAUCAGUAGCACAUAUUACUUUCCCAACUCCUGCAUGACUGUUUCCCCACACUUCUUCUACAUGAUGCGAUGCGUACCAACAUCAGUUGGCACUUGCUCAAUGGAGUAUGAAGUCUAUCGCCAUAAAGACGCCACUGACAAAGAAUUCGAGAGGACCAAUCAAUUCUUCAAGAGAGUUCUCGGGGAAGACAAGUACUUAUGUGAUGCAGUGCAGAAGAACUUGGAAGCGGGCGUUUUCACCAAUGGAGAGCUACAUCCGGACUUGGAGAGCGCACCAAUAUUCUUUCAGAAUACUGUCAGGCAGAUCGUGACUGAUCAUCGCAGGAAGGAGCAAGCUUCAAAGGAGGAGAUAUGGCCGGCCAGGCGCCACGUGUCGACAUCUGCGGUCACGAAGGGGGAUGAUGAGUUUUGUGAUGGACUGGCUUGCAAGGCUGAUAAUGCCGAUAUGGACUGGUGA